GACUGCUGACACGGUACAGGGGAUGACCAGAGACUGCGGACACAGUACAGGGGAUGACCAGAGACUGCGGACACGGUACAGGAGAUGACCAGAGACUGCGGACACGGUACAGGGAUGACCAGAGACUGCGGACACGGUACAGGAGAUGACCAGAGACUGCGGACACGGGGGAGGUGCUGCCCCCCUGAAAAAUGCCGCCCUAGGAAAGUACCUUGUUUUCCUUGUGGUAAAUAGGCCCCUGGACAUACUACAGGAGAUGAACAGAGACUGCAGACAUAGUACAGGAGAUGAACAGACUGCAGACAUAGUACAUGAGAUGACCAGAGACUGCGGACACAGUACAGGAGAUGACCAGAGACUGCGG
Messenger RNA from Staurois parvus, 364 nucleotides. NCBI's taxonomy places the organism in Eukaryota, Metazoa, Chordata, Amphibia, Anura, Ranidae. The record is from the annotation of a GenBank genome assembly.